AUGAUGAUUAAACAUGUCAAAGCGAAACAAUUUCUUCAAGCGACAAGAAGAGUCAACAAUCAUCAUGAACAUCAAAGUGAAAACGACAACAAAGACCUUGCUCUAAUCCUGUUGUUAACAUCUCUUAAUCUUUGUUCACAAAAAAAUUAUAUGAAAUAUUUCUGUAAAGUUUACAAGCUCCUUUUAUUUAAAAUCAAUCGAGCCUUAAAGUUUGAAAGUAGAACAGUAAAUAUUUUAAGAAAACUUACAACUUUUCAACAUCACCAAAACACCUGCAGAAAUUCCCCUCAAUUUUAA
Molecule: messenger RNA, 297 nt
Organism: Clunio marinus
Lineage: Eukaryota; Metazoa; Arthropoda; Insecta; Diptera; Chironomidae
Source: the annotation of a GenBank genome assembly